Messenger RNA from Eruca vesicaria subsp. sativa (arugula), 3676 nucleotides. Lineage: Eukaryota; Viridiplantae; Streptophyta; Magnoliopsida; Brassicales; Brassicaceae. The record is from the annotation of a GenBank genome assembly.
CUACCUUUUACAGUGGGAGACGAACUGAUUGCUCGGUGUUAGCUCAUGAUCUGGCAUUGAUUUUGUUAAUCGUUCGAUAAUGGCGGUGGCGACGAACCUUGCUUCUCUUCUGGAGAAGCUCAAAGUGGAGGAUCCGUACCUUCCACCGCGAAAUUGGGAAUCCUUACUUUCCCAGAAUGCUCGACCUCCUCCUCCAGCUCGUGCAUCUUCUUCGCAUUCGUCUGCUUCCUCUGUCUCUGAAUCAAGCUUGGUUAGGUUGGCGUUGAAUGCUCUGCAAGGUGUUGAGUCGUCCCUUAUUAGCAUAGAGAAGCUCUCUUCUGUAUUAUGCUCUGACCCAGCUGACAGGACCACCCACAAAAUUCCAAACUUGUGGCAUCGUUUGUCAAGCACUGAUGCAUUGGGACAGAUUCUUAGAAACAUAGGCUGCUUUGGUUCUUUGGUUUUUCUUCUCCACAAGUUCGUAGACCAUUUCACAAGCAUGGAGUUGGAUGUGGAAACAGCUGUUGAAGGACAGGGGAGCUAUAAAGUGGGUGAAAAUGAAGAAGCCAAUAACAAGAGCUGUUAUACCCUUGUUAAUCAGGCUUUUGCUAUUGCUGUGAGAAAGGUCCUAGAAGGUUAUAUAUCUGGACUUGAUACAUUAUGUGCAUCAAUAGAACUGAGGCGUGCAUCGAACAUCGUUGAUGGGUCUGACACUGGUUCCUCUUGGCGAGGCUGCCUCACGAAUGUUGUUCAUCCAAAGAUAACAUUAUUGGAAGUUUUUCUACAUACUAGAGAGUUACGAACACAGAUUGAAGCUCUUGCAAACAUAUGUGAUUUGUAUGAUGUAUCCCUAUCUUAUUGUGUCUCGCCUUGGGAAUGCUUGAUUACUGAAGCAACCUCGCGAUUUCAUGGGUUCUUCAGAGGAAGCGACCUGCUUACCUACUUAUAUACUCAACUUAAGGUUGCUGAUCCUGCUCACAGUGCUAUGCUUAAAUUUUUGUUCCUCAAAACAUGUGAGCCAUAUUGCGAGUUUAUAAGAUCUUGGAUGUUUAAAGCCGAGCUUAACGAUCCUCAUAAGGAGUUCAUUGUGGAAUGUGUCAGUGAAUCGACAUCUAUUUCUUGGAAUAAGCCUGGCAUCUCCCCAAUGAAGAAUGUCAGGGAGCAAGAAUUACGGCUGCUUCCAUGUUUCUUGGAUGGCUUCUUGGUACCUAUUCUAAGGGCUGGUCAACAGCUCCAAGUAAUUACAAAACUUCUUGAACUGUGUAAUCUUCCUGCAUGUGGACACAGAACUUACGCAGAUCUCCUUCCCUGUUGGACACAUUAUUCUUCUACUAGUGUAGUGUACCCAUCUCCACUAAUUUUCAGUAAAUUGCAUAUAGAAGUGAUGGUACAGAAAAGAAGGGAUUACUACAGAAGAAUGCAAGAAAAACUUGGUGAUCCUUCAAAAAAGUUUGAACUUUUCCUUGGACAGGUUCCUGGAGCAAUAUCGUUGCAUUUCAAACUUGACGAGAGCUUACUAAUUCCUUCAACAGUGGCAAUGGACUUGACCAGUGACCAGAAUGGUUCAGAUUCUGAUGACCAGAAAACAGAAGACAGAUGGUUUUCAGAGAUAGAUGUGUCAUGCUCAUCUGAAUGUUCAUCGACUAGGGACUCCUCGGAAGCAUCUGAUGUUGGACUCCUUGAUUCACCAAGUACAUUAAUGGGACCUUCAAAAGAUUAUUUAUCAGUUCUACGUUUCUCUGUUGCCUCUGAUGGGAAUUGUAAUCAGAAUUUGCUUCAGCAUAGUGAAUCGGGUUAUAUAGACAAUAGUUUUGUGAGGAGAGUUGAGAAGGCAGAUACUCAUCGCCAGUGUAUGGACAAUGAGCCAGAAGAGUCAGCUGACGUAUGUCAGGAUGGUAAAUUUGGAGGGCCUCUUUCUAUUAAGUCAUGGCCCCUUGGUGGAUUACCUAGAAAUCCAUUUUGUGUUGAUAAGUACGCGGAAGAUGACAGAGAAUAUCCACAAACUGAUUCAGGAGCUAAGCUGGAACAGAGAGACUUAAUGAAUACUGAUGACAGCACGCUAUUAUUAAACAUCAUUCCCACCGACGGUAGUUAUUCAAAGCAGGAGAGAAACCAUGAUAUGCUGGAAAACUGUUCCUCAUCCAAAUCGUAUUUGUUGAAAGACACAAACGUAAACUACCCCUACGGGGCGCUCAGCUUGAAUCCUGCGCUGAGAUGUGAUUUCUUGCGCAAGCAUGGAAACAAAAACAGGAGCGGCCAGGGGAAUUCAUUGCCUUGGUUUGAUUUUUCUGCGGUGGAUAACCCUUCCAAGACGUGUCUUGCCAGGAUACCUGUGGAAUUUCAUGUUGAUUUUCACGUGGAAGCUCACAGUUCUCAGACUCAUAGAAAGAGUAUUUCCCGUACCAACGAAGAAUGUGACAUAUAUAGGUCUGAUGUUCAAGAUCCUAAAGUUUCUAGCAGUCAUCUAUCUUUGGAUUUGCAAAGUUGCGUUAAAGAAAAAAAUUCAAACGCAUCUGGUGGAAGUAGAUGGGAGGGUAUGCUUCUUAGAUCAAAUAACCCCGAAACUAGCGCAUUAAUUGAUCACAGAGAGAUCCCCUCUGGCUCAUUUGAAUUGCCACUUGAUUUUGUUAUAGACAAGUGUCUACUGCAGGAAAUACUUCUUCAAUACAACUUUGUCAGUAAGCUAGCUAUCAAGUUGCUCGAAGAAGGAUUUGGCUUGCAAGAACAUCUGUUAGCUCUACGCAGAUAUCAUUUUAUGGAACUAGCAGAUUGGGCAGAUGUAUUUAUUGCGUCCCUUUGGCAUCAUAAAUGGCUUGUUACGGAGGCAGAUAAGAGAAUUGCAGAAAUCCAAGGGUUUCUAGAAUCUUCAGUUCAGAGAUCAUCAUGUGAACGAGGCAUUUGUAAGGACAGGUUGUUUUUAUACAAAAGACAAGGCUCAGUGCAUCUUCCGCCAUCAACCAUUGGAGUGCGUUCUUUUGAUUUCCUAGGGUUGGGGUAUCGAGUUGAGUGGCCAGUCAAUAUGAUUUUAACAUGUGAUGCGCUGAAAGCAUAUGCUGAUGUAUUUAGCUUUCUGGUUCAAGUGAAAUUAGCAGCGUAUGCAUUAACUGACGUCUGGUGUUCACUGAAGGAUGCACGGCAUACGAUGCAUGAGAAUAAAGAGGGGAUAGCGAAGCAAGAACUCCGGUGGUUGAACAUAUUGAUGAAACUAAGGCAUCAGAUCAACCAUUUUGUAUCAACACUACAGCAAUAUGUACAUUCGGAAUUGUCUCACGUAUCAUGGGCCAAGUUCCUUCAUUCCCUAAAGCACAAGGUCAAGGAUAUGAUGGAUCUUGAGUCUGUGCAUAUGGCUUAUCUAAAUGAAGCUCUGCGCAUAUGCUUUCUAUCUGAUGAAACCCGAGUCAUAUCAAACAUAAUCGAGAACAUCUUACAAUGCGCAGUGGACUUUCGGUGUUGUCUUCCCAGAGGCGUUCAAAGUACAGCUCGAUUUCCAAACGAUUCAUGGACGAAAACGCUAGGCAUAAACACAUCUCAGGUGAUAGUGGUGAAGCAGAAGUUUGAGAAAGAGUUGAAGGAUCUACAUUUGUGUCACAUGAAAUCACCAAAACAUGGGAGGUCUAGGCUCUCUCGCUUCUGGGACUGCCUCAAUUUCAACCUCUUUUAUUCAGAUAUCAUUCGUCGUGAUUCUCUUAUCUCUUAG